AUGGAUCUCGCGGGGGAGAGAGGAGCAUCCGCGGGCGAGAAAGUGGCCCCUCGGCGUCGGGUUCUGAGCGUCAUCCCUUCGCUGUGCUCCGUGGCGUCUUUCGCUUUUUGCGUGGCGCUCAGCAUCCACGCCGCCGACGUCAGACGCCGGCUGGCGGGCUUGGAGCACGGCGCGGACACUUUGACGCGCCCCCCCGCGGACCACUUGGAUGCGUUGAUUGCGCAGAGAGUCAACGAAGUGCUCGCCCAGCGUUCUUAUGAGCAAUUUGUCAAGAUUCGAACCGCCCGGCAAGCGUCACCUGAAUGCAACUGCCCUCCAGGACCUCCGGGAAAGCGAGGAAGGAGAGGCCGCAAUGGAGAAACCGGACCGCCUGGUCCUCCAGGUCCAAAGGGUGAAAAGGGGGAUCAAGGCGACCAGGGACCACGGAUGGUCUUCCCUAAGAUCAAUCACGGCUUUCUUUCCGCUGACCAGCAGCUCAUAAAACGGCGUCUCAUUAAGGGGGAUCAGGGGCAAGCUGGACCACCUGGACCUCCCGGGCCCCCAGGUCCGCCUGGCCCAAGGGGGCCCCCAGGGGACACAGGCAAAGAUGGGCCAAGAGGCGUACCAGGCCUACCAGGUGAUCAAGGGAUUCCAGGAGAAAGCGGACCUGUGGGACCGGAGGGGCCUCCAGGACUCAAGGGUUCGCUGGGGCCUCCCGGUAUUCCAGGUGUUGACGGACUGAAGGGGGAUCUUGGCAUCCCGGGACUGGACGGCAUCCCCGGAGCUAAGGGCGAAAUGGGAGAGCAAGGUGAAAAGGGCGACAUGGGGGAAGAAGGACCAAAAGGCGAAAUAGGGGAGAAGGGGGAUGCAGGCUCCUCUGCGGCAGGCAUCAAGGGGGAACCUGGAGAGCCUGGAAGAAGCGGACACAAGGGAGAGCCAGGACUUCCAGGGCUGCCUGGACUUCCAGGGAUUAAGGGAGAACCGGGAUUCCUCGGACCUCAGGGAGAACCAGGUCUCCCAGGCCUCCCAGGAACUAAGGGUGAGAGAGGCGAGCACGGACCGCCCGGAAAAGGCGAACGGGGUGAGAUGGGACCCGUCGGAGCAAAGGGUUCGCAGGGUGAGGCAGGCACACCUGGUCCUAAGGGGUCAAAGGGCGAAACUGGAGAUAAAGGAGAGUUUGGACCUGUAGGGCCGAAGGGCCCGCCUGGCCAAAAAGGAGACCAAGGAGCCACUGAAAUCGUUGACUACAAUGGGAAUAUUCAGGAAGCAUUACAGAAGAUUACCACUAUUACAGUGACGGGCCCGCCGGGUCCUCCUGGGCCUGUAGGACCGCAUGGCAUCAAGGGUGACCGUGGCAUGCCUGGCCUACCUGGUCUCGACGGAGAACGCGGCUACAAGGGUUCGAAAGGAGACAUGGGAAUGCCAGGAGCGUCAGGAGACAAAGGAGCAACCGGUUUACCCGGUUUACCUGGUGUCAAUGGGGCAAAGGGGGAGAAAGGAGAUUCUGGUCUACCAGGUCCCCAAGGUUCCUCGAUCAUUGGCCCUCCAGGGGCACCAGGACCUCAUGGACCUCCAGGACCUAUGGGACCCCACGGCUUCCCUGGACCGAAGGGUGAACCUGGUUUGCACGGUACAAAGGGGGCACGCGGGGAACCCGGCCACAAGGGAGACCGAGGACCCUUAGGUCUCCCUGGCACCGACGGACCUUCAGGUCCGGCUGGUCCGGCUGGCCCGAAGGGGGACAGAGGGGAGAGAGGAGCGACAGGUGAUGCGGGACCGAGGGGACCCUACGGAUUACCUGGAGCAGCAGGAACACCAGGCUUGGAUGGGUUGCCAGGUUUGAGAGGAGAGAAAGGCGACCUUGGGGAAAGAGGAGAGAAGGGUUUCCGGGGAUUUAAGGGUGAAAAGGGGGAACCAGGGCAACCGGGUCUGGAUGGGCUGGAUGCCCCGUGCCAAUUGGGUCCUGAUGGUUUACCAAUGCCUGGCUGCUGGCAGAAGGGAGUCACGCCUUGGCUGGUAGCCUGA
This is a messenger RNA of Nerophis lumbriciformis (worm pipefish), 2004 nucleotides long. The record is from RefSeq and is a predicted model, not a curated record. NCBI's taxonomy places the organism in Eukaryota, Metazoa, Chordata, Actinopteri, Syngnathiformes, Syngnathidae.